Monopterus albus (swamp eel) is the source of this 2314-nucleotide messenger RNA. RefSeq names its product leupaxin (gene lpxn). Gene Ontology annotation, biological process: actin cytoskeleton organization; muscle structure development; heart development. Gene Ontology annotation, molecular function: muscle alpha-actinin binding; actin binding. The transcript has 9 exons. Bases 41 to 1210 code for a protein of 389 amino acids. NCBI's taxonomy places the organism in Eukaryota, Metazoa, Chordata, Actinopteri, Synbranchiformes, Synbranchidae. The record is from RefSeq and is a predicted model, not a curated record. Gene Ontology annotation, cellular component: stress fiber; adherens junction; filamentous actin.
ACACACUCAAGGAGGUAUUGCACUGAGAACAGGAACCAACAUGGAUGAGCUCGAUUUGCUGUUGGAAGAACUGGCCCUGAAUUCAGCUAGUUCAGAGACUGUCAGUGAGAACAGGAGCAAUCCUGCUGAUAGAGAGGCGCCUGGUAGAGUUUGUGCUGGACUUACCAAGAGUAAAAGAGGCACAGCCUGCUCAAAUGUCUACAGUGAGCUGCCUGCUCCUGUUGCAGCUUCUCUGGAACCUGACUCGCCCACUAAGGAGCUGGACUCCAUCUUGGAAGAUAUGCUGGGUUUGGGACAAGGGGAUCUGCCACCACUGACACAAAAGCAGUCUGUGAAAAAGAAAAGAGAAGGUGCACAAGAAGAGAACAAGGAGAGCAGCAGCACAGCAGGUUCAGAUCCACAGGCCUCGACUGCGAACAAGAAAACAGAUACGAUAGAUGACCUGCUAGGAGGGCUGAGCUCUGAUUUGGAGAAGAUUGGCGUACGCACCAUAGCCAAGGGCCACUGUGCUUCCUGCAAUAAAUGCAUCGUAGGAAAGAUGAUCACAGCACUGGGUGAAGUGUGGCACCCUGAACACUUUGUGUGUGCUGUGUGCAAGAUGGAGCUGAGCACCACAGGUUUCUUUGAGAGAGAGGGACGACCAUACUGUGACAAAGACUACCAUCAGCUCUUCUCGCCACGUUGUGCCUACUGCAAAGGCCCCAUUAUGCGGAACAUCCUGACAGCCCUGGACCAGACCUGGCACCCUGAGCACUUCUUCUGUACACACUGUGGAGGCCUGUUUGGACCUGAGGGUUUCCUAGAGAAAGAUGGGAAGCCAUACUGUUGCAAGGACUUCUAUCACCUCUUUGCUCCCAAGUGCUCAGGUUGUGGAGAGUCAGUGAGGGAGAACUAUCUGACUGCAGCCAAUGGCACCUGGCAUCCAGAGUGCUUCGUCUGCGCAGACUGCCUGAAGCCCUUCACUGACGGGUCUUUCAUGGAGCUGGACGGCCGACCCCUCUGCUCACUGCACUUCCACUUCCGACAGGGCACUCUCUGCGGUGGCUGUGGUGAGCCCAUCACAGGCCGAUGCACCUCUGCUCUCAAUCGAAAGUUUCACCCUGAGCACUUUGUGUGUGCCUUCUGUCUGCGGCAGCUCAGCCAAGGCAUCUUCAAGGAGCAGAAGGGGAAGCCGUACUGCUCGGUUUGCUAUAAUAAACUCUUUGUGUGAGCCAUAUCAUCCAAGCAGUUCACAGAAAUCAAUCAAAUGCUGCAUCAAUGUAAAGCUAAGAUGACAGUUUCUCCGCUGACUGAGUGAUAAAUUACCGUUAGGCAACUAUGCUAUUCUUACAUCACACAACAUGACAUUACAGGACUGCGUUUGCAUUGGUACAGAUGAGAAGUAAGCCUUUUACUUUUUUAGUUUUUAGUUUUUUUCAUGGCUAAGCGAGUUAACAGACUUAAGUGAUUUUUGAAAACUGAUACUGUAUGAUAAAUUACACGAUUGACAGUGUGUAACAAGAAGUGUGACCUAAAUUACUAUAAGAGAUUAGGUUGUAAAACAAGGAAAAUUCACUUCCCAUGAUAAAAACAUUUUUUUUUGUGAGUUUUGGAUGGUUGUUAAGGGUGUGUUGCUGACACUUGGGUCUAAAUUUAAUUGGAUUCCAUACAUUAUGACCAUAUAAAUUUUAUAAAUGGAGAAAGAAAAACACACAGGUGCAGUUGUAAUCUAUGGUUUCUAUUAGGUGAUCAUUAGUUUGGAGUUAGUAUUGGCAGAGCAGAGAUACUCUGGCAGUGUGGAGCAGUUUGUCAAGGGGCUUGUCUAGUUGGCCUGAUAGCUUGUAUUGGCAUCAACUGGCAGGGAAUCAGUGUGCCGACCUGAGUUUCACCUUACUCUGACUGACCUGGCAUGCACCAGGUUCAGACAACUACUUCCUUCUCUGUACAGUCUCCUUCACAAACGCCUACUGAAGAUUGAUGAAUGUGGUGAUGUGGACAGAGAGGGCUCCAGAAGGAGCUCCUUUACAUCGUGCGUCUCUUCAGCAACUCACAGUGACUGUAGAAGGAACAAUCAACCACAAUGUACUUCAUAGUAAAUUUAUUUUGGGUGCUAUACCUUGUAUGUCUGGGCCUAUUUUUGUUGCCUAACAGUUUUUAUUCAUGCGACCCUCUACAGGAUAAUAAUGGAUGGACUGGUUCCAGAUCUACAUAUCAUAACAAAAUCCGUGUUUUCAGUAAAACAAACUGCAAAUUCCAAACUGUACUACUUGAAGCCAGCUCGUUCAAAGAUCAAAGGUCAAAGUGUUUAUUCGUCAUAUGCACAGUUAGGAAACGU